CUUCCUUUGACGAUCAUGCGGAUGCGACCACCUGGGCCUUACCCCAACGCGAACAUCGACGCAUGACCGCCGCCAAAAGAUCUGCGGCUCGGUACGCGUGGCUGUUUGCGACAACGCGUGAGGAGAACGACUCGGAGCCGCCCAGCGGCGAGCGUGGCACCACCAAUUCGGUCAUGUGACGAUGUAGGCCGCGCGGUGCGCCCACUGGCUCCGCUCACGCAGAGCUCAUUCAUCUGCAUUCAGGGCUCACGAUGCCUUCGCGGAAAGAAAAGAAAGAGGCCCGGAAAGCAGCAUACUCCGCUCUCAUCGAAGACAUCAGUGGCGAUGCGGCUGCUCUCGAGUUACUUGCUCGUUCGAGCAAUCCCUAUCCCCGCCUACAACUCACAGCUUUACUACACUUUCGACUCGCCUCCCUUGGCAUUCCUUCCCCCGCAGGCGACCUCUUUGCUGGUUUCUUGGGAUGGUGUGCUCAUACCCGGGCCCAGCAACUUCCGAAUCAACUCGAGCAGGCCCUUGUCCUGCGUAAGCAGAACACCCAAGUGCGGGAGGAGAUGUGCAGGGAUCUCGCUGCGCGCCUGCACCUGCGGAGGCUAGAUGAGGCCGGCAAGGCAGCCUGGCUCGACGAGAACACGACAGAGGUUUUUGUUGACCCACUCACCAAGCCAUACCCCGACUACCAUUGGUGGGUUGCUGAGUCGCCCGAGACAGCCGAGCAGUGGAGACCUCGAAUCGAGGAGGGCAAGCAGGCGGACAGGCGCCACACACGGCACCCUAUUGCCGUGGAGGACCCCUCGAAGCUCGCACACAUUGUGCACGAGGAGGAGAGUGUAGUUUUUCGGGACAGGAAAACAGGCAAGGUCGUCAUGAUUAUAAUCCGGGACUUCUGUAAGGACAAGAAGGUUCUGGCAUACGCAAAUGGCGAGACAGAGCAGUCGGCUGAUAUGAGAAGAUCAGUCAGGCUCGAGGACCCGGGGAAGCUUGUGCUUCUCGGCUACACUGCUGGUUCUCGCAGCCACCCUCUGUACGACUGGGCUCGGAACCUCCGCUCCUCCAAACACACCGCAGAAUUCAUACGGGAGCACGACUUCCGCGUAUCAUCAGUAUUUGCUCUCUUCUGGAAUCUGAUCCAGUCGCACCUUCCUGAGGAGGUCCUCGCUCCGUUCGAGUCGUACCUUUCCGAGAAUUCGAUGGGUCGCAUGGACGCCAAUUCGAAGUCGCGGGAGUCGAAAGGCAUCUAUAUGGUGGAGUGCGGAGACGAGUACGUCGAGUUCAAUGAUGCCGAACUCGCACCACCUGCAGGUGUGGCUGGUUGUAACUAUGCGCGCGCCAUUCAUCGAGAGAAACAGCCCCAGAAAUGGGCGUUCUCAUGGACGACUUCUCGCCGCAAGGGUAUGACAGGAGGGAGUUUCUACGAGGCAGUCUAUGGCAUCAAGGUAUGCCAGGCUCCCAACACGAUGAUCGCGUGGAUGCCUGAGCACGACCAUGGCACGAGUCUGCUCGAUUACAGCUCGGAUCGGAAGGAAGAUGUUCCGCCUUUCGCGCAGGCUGGCAUCGCCUUCGUUACGAGUACCCGCCUUGCCUCCACCUGGCAGAAGUAUGUUGAGGGCGAGGAUUUUGCGACUGCGGAGAAGGAAUGGGUGGAGAGUAUGGAGGAUGACGUCGAGAGCAGCUGUGGCGAUGAACUAUGCACCCUCUGCCUCGAUGACGGUUACAUUUGCAGUGUCAAUCCCUGCCCAAUUUGCAUCUAGUUGUAACUCAUCACUCGUCUUCAUAGCUAGCAAUGUUCUCAAUUUACACAGAGUAGACA
Messenger RNA from Fomitopsis serialis, 1807 nucleotides. RefSeq lists its product as uncharacterized. The record is from RefSeq and is a predicted model, not a curated record. NCBI's taxonomy places the organism in Eukaryota, Fungi, Basidiomycota, Agaricomycetes, Polyporales, Fomitopsidaceae. Bases 252 to 1748 code for a protein of 498 amino acids. The transcript is spliced from 3 exons.